GAACGCCGCCAAAGCGCAUAUGUCGCGCGAUAUGGAGUCACGUGACUGUAUGAGACGACGUAAAGAUUGUUUUUUUUGUUCUCCCCCUCCCACCGGGUGAAAUAUAGUUCAAGGUUUUGUCACAAUAAUGAAUUUGGACACCGUGUAGAAUCAACAAGUGUCGCUAAAAAUGUCAGCAGGUUCUGCACUGUUCAUUCAGUUGGGGAAAUAUUGCUAGAAAACCCACCCUAGCCUGUACAACAUGUCCAAUAACAGUGAGUCCAUAAAGGUAGUGGUCCGUUGUCGUCCUAUGAAUGAGAAGGAACGGGCGGCCACAUUUGAGAGUGUGGUCUCUGUGGAUGUCAAGUUGGGGCAAAUAAUUGUCAGGAACCCUCGGGAUUCUUCGACCUGCAAACACUCCAAAGUUUUCACAUUUGAUUCAGUCUACGACUGGAACUCAAAGCAAAUAGAUCUAUAUGAUGAAAGCUUUAGGCCCCUCGUGGAUUCCGUUCUUCAAGGAUUCAAUGGGACUAUCUUUGCAUAUGGACAAACCGGCACGGGGAAAACAUACACCAUGGAGGGUGUACGAAACAACUCAGAGAGGAGAGGAGUCAUCCCCAACUCUUUUGACCACAUCUUCACUCACAUCUCGAGGUCUCAGAAUCAGCAGUACCUGGUGCGAGCGUCAUAUCUGGAAAUUUAUCAAGAAGAAAUGAGAGAUUUACUCUCCAAGGACCAAUCGCGUCAUCUCGAGCUGAGAGAGAGGCCGGACAUAGGUGUUUACGUAAAAAAUCUGUCGUCUUUUGUCACUCGUAGUCGAGAGGAGAUUGAGAAUGUUAUGAAUGUCGGCAAUCAGAAUCGUUCUGUGGGCGCCACCAACAUGAACGAACACAGCUCUCGCUCUCACGCCAUCUUUGUGAUCACCGUGGAAUGCAGCCAACUGGGGGUGGACGGCGACAACCACAUUCGAGUUGGCAAACUCAACCUGGUGGAUCUAGCCGGUAGCGAACGGCAGACCAAGACAGGAGCUCAGGGGGAGAGGCUGAAGGAAGCUACCAAGAUCAAUCUGUCACUUUCGGCUUUGGGGAACGUCAUAUCCGCUCUGGUGGACGGCAGGAGCAGUCACAUCCCUUACAGAGAUUCCAAACUGACACGCCUCCUACAGGACUCUCUCGGGGGCAACGCCCGCACUGUCAUGGUGGCCAACAUCGGCCCGGCGUCCUACAACGUCGAAGAGACUUUAACCACGCUGCAGUAUUCCAACCGAGCAAAGAACAUCCAGAAUACGCCAUGCGUCAAUGAGGACCCCAAGGAUGCCCAGCUUCGGAAGUUUCAGGAAGAGAUUGCGAGGCUGAAGGAACAGCUGGAGAAGCGUACAGGAAAGAAAAUCAGGAGGCAAAGGAGGAAGGCGGGGGACUGUAGCAACGAUGAAGAGAGCGGCGUCGAGGAUGAGGACGACAAUGUCGAUUAUUGGAGGGAGCAGACGGAGGAAUUGGAGAGAGAGAGGAAAGCGAUCAUGGAGGACCACAGCCUGUUGGCAGAAGAAAAAUCACAACUCCUCCUCGAGAAGGAGAGGAAAAUCAAAGACCUGAAGAAGGAGCAGAAAGAGGGAGAGCUGCUCGCGGCCAAGAUUAAGACCAUGGAGAGUAAACUUCUGGUCGGAGGCAAGGACAUCGUGGAUCAUACCAACGAGCAGCAGAGGAUGCUGGAGCAGAAAAGGCAAGAAAUAGCAGAGCAGAAAUCGAGGGAGCAAGAGAUGCGACAACAGAUGGAAUGUCGCGACGAAGAGACUCUGGAGCUCAAGGAGACCUACAGUUCACUGCAGCAGGAAGUCGAUAUCAAAACCAAGAAAGUGAAGAAGUUGUUUGCCAAACUGGAGGCAGUCAAGGCAGAAAUUCAUGAAAUUCAGGAAGCACACAUCAGUUCACGCCAGGAACUGGAACAGACCCAGAACGAACUCACCAAGGAUCUUAAACUCAAGACGCUGCUGAUUGAAAACUUCAUUCCGUCGGAGGACAAGAAGAAAGUGGUGAACAGAGCCUACUUUGUGGAGGACGGCGAGCGCUGGAAGAUGAGAGCCAUCACUCGUGUGGAGGACGAUCGUCAGAUGCUGAGCAGGCCUCAGUCAGCUGUCGGAUUCAGACGGCCUCUCAGUCACCACGCGCUCAUGGCCAUGAUGAUUAGUCUUGACAUGAGGUACAAGGCAGAGAACCUGCUCCUCCUGGACAUGGACCUUCCGUCUCGGACCACCAAAAACUACCAGCAGCCCGUCAUCGCUCCGAAGGUUGUAGCAGCCCUGAAGGACGCCCUGAAGGACGAAGAGGACCUGGAGGUGGACGCGUCAGAGUGCAAUGCUGACUUUGAACCACUCAGCAGUGCCGGGGGCGGUCUGAGGAGACACAAGUCCGGUCGCUCAAGAACAGACAAGCAGUCCCACGGCGCUUCAUGCAGCCUUCAGAAUCUGACAUCCCCAAUUUACCCACAAUCCCGCGGGCUGGUGCCCAAGUGAAAGGCGUCUACCUCAAGUAUGAGAAACAUUUUUCAUGGACCAGAUGCUUUUCUUCCAGAACAUUCUUGGUGAAUGUGUUGUGUGCCAGGCAGUGUUGGGUUAGUUACUGAAAACCAGUAACUAGUUACAGUUACUAGUUACUUUAUUUCAAAAGUAACUCAGUUACUUACACCAAAAAGUAAUGCGUUACUGUGAAAAGUAACUAUUUAGUUACUUCUUUUUUUUUAAAGCUCCCAUUAAUGCCCUGUUAGCCUUCAUUUCAGUACUGUUAUUGCACUGGAGAAUAAUACAAUCUGUUGAUCAACUUGACGUGCAUUUGCAUCACUGAACUCUGCUAAGCAAUGUGGUCUACGUACCACACACAAAGACAAAGAUAUGUUUCAAAGGGCCAAUUCAUUUCAGGCCAGAACAAAUUUACAAAACUAUUUUAAAUAGCUGCAACAUAACAUACAUAAGUAACAAACAGCAUAAUAACAACAUAGCUGUAAACCAAGGAAGUACUUUAAAUUUAACUUUACAUGCACAAAGCCUAACCAGGCGUUUUUUCUCUCAAGGAAUUCGGAAAUAAAAUCAUGUCUGAAGCCCAGAACACUACGCAUUUCCCCAGUUUUAGUUUAGUUAUGAACAGAAUCGGUGACAAAGGGCAGCCUUGGCGGAGUCCAACCCUCACUGGAAACGUGUCCGACUUACUGCCAGCAAUGCGGACCAAGCUCUGGCACUGAGCAUACAGGGAGCGGACUGCCACAAUGAGACAGUCCGAUACCCCAUACUCCCUGAGCACUCCCCACAGGACUUCCCGAGGGACACGGUCGAAUGCCUUCUCCAAGUCCACAAAACACAUGUAGACUGGUUGGGCAAACUCCCAUGCACCCUCAAGGACCCUGCCGAGAGUAUAGAGCUGGUCCACAGUUCCACGACCAGGACGAAAACCACACUGUUCCCCCUGAAUCCGAGGUUCGACUAUCCGACGUAGCCUCCUCUCCAGUACACCUGAAUAGACUUUACCGGGAAGGCUGAGGCGUGUGUUCCCACGAUAGUUAGAACACACCCUCCGGUUCCCCUUCUUAAAGAGAGGAACCACCACCCCGGUCUGCCAAUCCAGAGGUACCGCCCCUGAUGUCCACGCGAUGCUGCAGAGUCUUGUCAACCAAGACAGCCCCACAGCAUCC
This is a messenger RNA of Nerophis lumbriciformis (worm pipefish), 3657 nucleotides long. RefSeq names its product kinesin-like protein KIF3B. Gene Ontology annotation, biological process: microtubule-based movement. Gene Ontology annotation, molecular function: ATP binding; microtubule motor activity; microtubule binding. The record is from RefSeq and is a predicted model, not a curated record. Lineage: Eukaryota; Metazoa; Chordata; Actinopteri; Syngnathiformes; Syngnathidae.